CUCAAAAGGCUGCCUGCCACACAAAAAGCGGACUCGGAAUUGGUCCAAACAUUUCCGCAUAGCACUUGGCACAGUGAAGAUGCUGCGGCAGAACACCAGCACCAGCAUGCUGGCCCUCAACACCAACGACGCGCACAAUGGGAACAGCCCCAGCCAUGGGCAGUCCCUGGACAUGGAUGCGCUCCCCAAGCAGUUUGUGAUGUCCAUGAAGAAGCUCUUCGACAUACUGGACGAUAAGCAGAGUGGCUAUGUGAGGUAUGUGGAUAUCGAAAAGGGUUGGCAGGACGACGGCUCGAAGGGACUGCCGCGCGGUGUCCUCGACUCGCUGCGCCGUGUCACGCCCAGCUGUGGCCUGCUCUCCUUCGAGCGCUUCUGCGCCGGACUGAAGCUCUGCCUGCUGCGCAAUCAGCAACAGAUGAGCGAGGCCAAGAUUCGGCCGAGAUCCCAGCCGCAAAGUCUGGGCGCAGAACUGGAGUACGGAUCGCCAGCACCACCGCCGAAGCCACCGCGUCAGACAGCAACAGUGGCCACAUCGCCGUCCGCUUCUUUGGGCAAGGCAGACAUUCGCCAUGCCCUGCAGAACUGGCAGCUGAAUCUGAUGCACAGCGAGCGGGAUGCGAGUGCGAAUGCAGUCAAGCAGAAGUCGCUGACGCUGAAGACAGCCCGCGAGCAAUUCGAGCAUCGCGGGUCCGCGGAUGGUGGCUCAUCAUCCACCUCGGCCUCGGCCACUGACUGGAGCCUGGCCCUGCCACCGAAGAAGUCGAGCAGCAAGCGACGCGAGUCGCGCAGACACACGCUGCAGAACGGCAUCGACUACAACAUGCUGAAGCGGCUCAAGCACCUGGAGGAGCAGCGGGAGCUGCUGCUGUUCGGCCUGGACGGGGUGGAGAAGGCGCGGGACUGGUACAUGCAGCAGGUGCUCAACGUGCAGGAGCAGAUCAAGUAUUUCGGGCGACUCGGCACCAGAUUCGAUCAAUGGUCGGAGCUGCAGCAGGAGCGUCUUAACUUCCAGCGUGCACGCGUUCUGGAGGCUAACCGCAGUCUGGCCAUUCUGGCCGACACAUGGGAGCAUGGCGGAUAUCCGCUGCACAUCAAUCUGGCCAUGCCGUCCAAGCUCUCCGAUCUGCUGGAACGCGGCAAUCUCUACGAGCAGCAGCAGCAGCAUCCGCACCAGCUCCAGCAGUUCCACAAUAUGCGUGCCAUGUCAAAUUUCGUCCUCAGCCAGCCCUCCCCCGAGAGCCAGUCGUCCGCGGGUCUGGGCGACGCCGAUGUGGUCUACUAGGAACAGGAACUGGACUACUUUGUAAAUAGUUUGUGUAUUAUUAAAUGGCUCAACAGUC
This is a messenger RNA of Drosophila subobscura, 1340 nucleotides long. Its product is annotated as suppressor APC domain-containing protein 2. The transcript has 3 exons. Bases 80 to 1282 code for a protein of 400 amino acids. The record is from RefSeq and is a predicted model, not a curated record. NCBI's taxonomy places the organism in Eukaryota, Metazoa, Arthropoda, Insecta, Diptera, Drosophilidae.